Messenger RNA from Seminavis robusta, 6084 nucleotides. Lineage: Eukaryota; Bacillariophyta; Bacillariophyceae; Naviculales; Naviculaceae. The record is from the annotation of a GenBank genome assembly.
AUGGCCCCAUCGCUGGGUCAAGAGCCGGGUGUCAUUUUGCCAGCUACCAAUACUGCAGAAUUUCGUGAAAAAGAGCAUCAGGAGCAAAUACAACAAGAGCCUCCCAUCUCAGUACCACAGCCAGCUGCCAGAAAGAGAAGAGGGGCAGCACUUUCUCGUGCACAUAGUCAACCUACUUCCAUGGCCCCCUCUCUUGAUUCAAACCCAGGUGAUAUUUCACUAGCUUCCAAAAGUGCAGAAUUUCAAGAUGAAAACCAACAAAAAUCUCUUCUUUCAUUGGAACAGCCACAGUCGGCUGCGCGAAUGAGAAGAGGGGCUGCGCUCUCUCGAAGCCAGGGUCAUAUAUCUCUUACCUCGUUUGCUGAUCCAGAGCCGAGCGCCGAAUUUCAAGAAUGUGAAAACCAACAACAAGAUUCUACGUCGAUGGAACGGCCACAGUCACCCGCGCGAAAGCGGAGAGGGGCGGCACUUGCUCGAACCCAUGGGCAAAUUUCUCUCGAGACCGGGGCAGAACCGGCUGGUGAUGGAGAGCUAAGUGCCACCGCUCUUGUGGAUAGUGAUGAAUUCAAAGAUGAAAAACAGCAACAAUCUCCUGUUUCAAUGAAGCAACCACAGCCAGGUGCCCGGAGUCGACGCGGAGCUGCAAGAGGUGUUGCCCUUUCCCGUGCUCAAAGUCCAACCCUCGCACCCAUCCAACAACCCGCGACGGUUCAACAAUUCAAUUCCACAUCACCAAGCACAAGCGAAGAAUCGAAUGAGGAAAAUCAGCAAGAAUCUCCCACUUCAGAGCAACCACAGCCGGUUGCACGAAAGAGACGAGGGGCUGCGCUUUCUCGUGGCCAUACUUCCUCCCUCACGCCUAUCCAUGAACCCACCAUGGAGCGACAGCUUAGUUCCACAUCCCUUGGCAAGAGCGAUGAGUUCCAAGGUCAACAUGCCGACGAUGAAUUUUCUGUUCCCGAGGAGCAACAGCGUGCAGUAGAAGAAACUGUCCAAAAAGGACGAGGCACCAAAAGUUCUUUUAGCGAAGUAUCUUCCCUCACGCCAAUCCCAGAACCCACGAUUGUUCAACAGCUGGAUGAUGUAGCAGCGGGGAAGAGCGAUGAAUUCCAGGAGUUACUACAACAAUCUGUUACUACGUUGGAGUCACUGGGAAAGGCUGUGGAAAAGAAACGAGCCAAACUCUCUCGCCCCCAUCGGCCGUCUGUACUCCCUGUUCACGAACCCGGCGUUGUCCGACAGCCAAGUACAGUAGCAAUAGCAGCGAUAAAGAUGGAGGAAGUCAAAGAGGAAAAUCUGCAAGAAAAAGAAUCUUCUUCUUCCUCAGGGCAAGAACAGCCUGUUGAAACCGCACGUCAGCGAACACGAGCACCACGAGCGUUUACAGCCUCAGUUCUCCCAACCUACGAACCUUGUAAUGACAGCUUCAACGACUCGUUUCUUGUUCUGCCUCCAAACCAUGAUAGUUGGCGAAAUCCACAACCAACAGACCGAGCAGGGAGCGACCGAAAAGCUCCGGCUAUCCCAAACAAAAUGACUGUGGAUUUGAACAAAACCGAUACUCCGCAGGGCAGUGAAACUGAGCAAAUGCCAGGGCAAUCAAGAAUACCGUUGAGUAGAACCAUGAGCCAGAACACUGGAAGUACUGGUCCGGGCCUGGUUCGUUCUGCAAGGAGCACCAGACGUGGGCUGCGCAAGCAUAGGUCCGAUAAGUCACCAGCCAGGUCUAAGUCGCCUUCUGCACAAAAACCAUGGGUUUCGUCCCGUGCUGGGGCAGAUUGCGACAACGAGACUAGCAUGGAGCUAGAUGAUCUGUCCCGCAGGAGCAAGGUUUCAGGGCUACGCAGGGAUAGCGGUAGCAGGGAUGUGUCGAAGUCUCCUAUUCGAGAACGUGGUAUCGUGUCUCGCACGAAGUCACGGGCAGAUCCUGACAAUGGGGGUGUCUCCAAGUCGCCUGUACGAAAACGUGGGAUCGUGGCUCGCACCCUGUCCCGAGCAGAUCCAGAAAAUAGGGAUGUGUCCAGGUCGCCUGUGCGAAAACGUGGGAUCGUGGCUCGUACCUUUUCGCGAGAAGAUCCCGACAAUGGGGAUGUAUCCAAGUCGCCUGUGCGAAAACGUGGGAUCGUGGCUCGUACCUUUUCGCGAGAAGAUCCCGACAAUGGGGAUGUAUCCAAGUCGCCUGUGCGAAAACGUGGGAUCGUGUCCCGUACCAUGUCACGAGAAGAUGAUUAUGGCUUUGGCGAGGAAACGAGCCUCGAAUUGGGUGAUCUUCUGUCUAACAAAGGCAAAUCAUCAAGAACACCGUUAAGGAGCAGGAGUCACAGUCCAAGCCGUUUCGGGCCUAUUCGAUCGAAUCGUGGUUUACGCAAGAAGAGAAAACCCAAAGCGUCGAUGCCCCAACGCGAAGGAAUUGAAGAGUCCUCUGAGCCAAUGGGUAGUGAGAGCUUGAAGGAAGUUUCAAGUAUGGAUUCAAGCAGCUACAGAGAAGCACUUCCGCAGAAUGGGACGCCAGAAACCAAAGCAUCACAAGAGGGCACGAAUCAAGCCCGAUCAUCACUAGAGGGCCCGCAGCAAGCCCCAGCAUCACUAGAAGGCCCGCAACAAGACCGACUCGCGCAAUUUGAUUUGCUGUUGCAGAAGCAUGGCAUUGCGAGAAGGGUGGUGACGGGGCACUCGACCCCCAGCCCUAGCGUAAGUCGACAAAACUCGUCAUCUAGACCAGAACUUCGUCGACAGGAAGAAAUGUUAGAGCACUCAGCAAUGACGACAGUUCAAAGGGAUGCUUCCAGCAAGCCCCGUGGUCGUGGUCUACGCAGGGAUGCAUCCUCCAAGUCACCAACGAGACCACGCCUCCCACGCCAAGAAGAGACUGUAGCUGGAAAAGAGCUUGGUACAACACCAGCUAUGGUGAUAGCAGAUAGAAGUUUGUUUGCGCACAGAUCGUCGAACUUUGAACCUCAAGAAGGGGACUCUUCCGAGAGAAGCCGUGGUCUUCGCAGGAUUGCAUCCUCGAAGUCACCAACUAGACCGUACCUCUCCUAUCAGAAAGCAGAGUCGGCCAACAUAGAGCAGAAAGCAAUGGGACCAGCCCUGGGCAUGCCUUCUGGAGAAAGGAACUCAUUCGCACACAGAUCUUCACAUCAUGAGCUUGAAAGGAGUUCUUCCGAGAAUCUUCGUGGACUUCGCAGGGUUGCAUCUUCUAGAUCACCAACUAGUCAAGACCUCUACAAUGAGCAAGCAGAGGCAGCCGAAGCAGGAAAGGCAGCUACAAAGCCAGGCAUGCCCAUGGCGGCUGCAGCAAGCAGCUCUUUUACGCACAUGUCUUCACAGUAUGAGAUUCAAAGGGAUGCUAUCAAGAAUCUCCGUGGUAUUCGAAGGGAUGCAUCCUCGAUGUCACCUAUGCCUAUCAGACCACGUCCAUUACAUCAGAAAGCAAAAUCGGCCGAGACAGGGCAAAAAGCUACAAACCCGGCCAUGGCCAAGGCUGCAGCAGAAAGAAAUCGUUUUGCGCACAGGUCUUCGCAGCAUGAGCUGCAAACGGAUGCUUCCAAGAAACAGGGUGGUCUGCAGAGGAAUGCAUCCUCACUGUCGCCGAUUAGACGAAGAAUCUCCCCCCAGCAGGCAAAGCCAGCUGAAACUGAUCAGUCGAACAUAUCAUCAGCCAUGGCCACAGCAGAGAACAGGCCUUCCCAAUCCGCGCUCCGAAAGGAAUCCUCGAAGAAACGACAUGGUCUUCGAAGGGAUGCAUCAUCCAAGUCACCACUAUCAAGUCGAGGGUCUUCCCCAGAAGCUUCCCUUGGUCGGAACUCAUCUACAAUGACCAACAUAUCGUCCAGGAGAACCGCCUUCGAGGCCAAGUUCCGAAACGGAGAAUCGAGUAGAUCGAAUAUGAAUGUAUCCAACAGCAAUAUUCAAACAAGCGUGGAGGGUCAGAACGAUUCCAAUGGAGCAACAAGCUGCGCUGGAGAAGAGGCAGACCUCGAAAGCGGCGUCGGUGCAGCCGCUGCCGCCGCCACCUCCGUCACCACCAACGGGAACGUAGAUUCGUUGGUGACGUCCCAAGGCGACUCCACCCAUGCCGUGGACAUGGUCCUUGACGACGCAGCUGCAAAAACGACAGCGACAGAAUGCCCAAACUGUGACCUUACCCCUGGAGCGUACAGGGAAGAUGGGGAAGGAAACCAGGUUGUUCGGAAUCGAGAUCUUCGCUUCUCUCUCGUCGGGGAAACACCCCACAGCAGUCAGAUGGGAAGCCAAAUGAACAGUCAGCUGGAUAUUGAAAGCCAAAAAUCAACGGAUGGAAGUUCAGUCAUUGCUCUGAGGCCAGCGGCUGAUCCCACUGAGGACGUAGCUGCAUUCCGUGCCGGACUGGCCCAAGCAGUGCCCGUCCGUGAACCAUCGAUUGCGUUGGCUGACGGAGAGCAAGUGAGCUCAAAAGAGCUGCAAGAGAUCGCUGAGCAUGAAGAGAUCAAGUUUCGCCGAGCUUUCUGCAACGCGGUUUGGUGCACAUUCUUUGGGACAAUUUUAGCGGUUGCAGUGUCGAUUUUCAUUGCAAUUAUGGUCAUCAAUGCAAGGGAACGAAAGGACGAGGAGGCAACUCUGACAAGUACACCAACCAUGGCUCCGACACCGUUUUACUUUGACAUCCCGGAAGACACGCAAGCAGCAAUCUUGGAGAGUCAUGCAACACCGCAAGCACUGGCGUAUCGCUGGUUGACGAUGGAUCCAAAUCUGUCUAGCUACCCCGAAUGGCGCUUGCGGCAAAGGUUUUCCUUGGCUACAUUGUACUUUGCCACUAGUACGAUGGGCAUUACAUCCGACGUCUCGGAAAGAAGCGACUGGAAGAACAAAGAAGGAUGGCUCAUGCACGAUGAGCACGAAUGUGAUUGGUACGGUUCAAGAAGCUACAUAGACAUUCUUGAGCUAGAGAUACGCGAAACAAACCCCUGUGGAGAUGACGGCGAGUAUCAGAGACUGUGGCUCCCCAGAAACAAUUUGCGUGGGACGAUCCCAUUAGAGCUCUAUUGGCUCACUUCUCUGCUGAGCCUCGACUUGAGGGGCAAUAUGCUGGAAGGAACCAUCUCAUCGCACAUCGGCUUCCUUUCGGAUUUGGAGCAGUUUGCCCUUUACGCGAACCUGAAUCUGACCAGCACUCUGCCAACGGAGAUAGGCCUCCUGACACACCUUGAAAGCAUUUUCUUUGGAUCUGCGGAUUUCAGUGGGACCAUACCGUCAGAGCUUGGCCUUCUGUCUAGCCUGGAAAACUUGGAUUUGAGCGACAAUAACUUUGCUGGGAGCAUUCCCACGGAGCUUCAGUCCAUGACUCGCCUGGUGGUUUUCUAUGUUGCUGGAAACGCUUUGACCGGCACAAUCCCAACUCAGUUCUCCAGUUUGACGUCUCUGAGAUAUUUUCUCGUGGGAGGCAACAACAUUUCCGGCCAAAUACCCGCAGAGCUUUCGCUUCUCUCCAGGCUAUUCUUCAUGUACUUACUUGAUAACCGGCUUUCCGGGACGAUUCCAAGUGAGCUUGGUUUGCUGACAGCACUGGGCGAGAUGAAUUUCGGAGGGAAUUACCUCACUGGAGAGAUUCCUACUGAGAUUGGCAGCUGGACCCUGUUAAACAGUCUCUGGCUCUCGGAUAACUUCUUCUCCGGGGGUUUGCCAACCGAGAUUGGUGAAAUGUCCUCGUUGGUCGACGUGGUCUUUCGAAAUACCCCGUUCACAGGAGAGCUUCCGUCCGAGAUGGGUUUGUUGGAGGACAUUGAAUAUUUCUUGGCCAGCAACUGUACUUUCAAUGGAACGAUGCCCACGGAAGUCGGACAACUAGACUCUCUGUUGGUUCUGCAGUUGGUUGGGAACAGUUUGACGGGCCCACUCCCAUCCGAAGUUGGUUUGCUGGAGAACUUGCAAACGCUGAAUAUCUCUUCCAACCUGCUGACCGGCCGAGUGCCUUCGGAAAUCGGCCAGUUGUCCAGUCUCACCAAUCUGUAUCUCGAUUCCAAUGAGUUCAGCGGUGGGAUUCCGGCCGAGAUAUCGUUGUUGGAAAACUUGACAGAGUUUACUUGGUCUGGAGGCGGAAAAUAG